GAGUUAUGUCGCCGCUAUAAGUCUCCAUGGCGACCGGCGACUCAAAGGAGCUCCGGAAGAUGAGCGAUAAGCUAUCGACGUUUCUGGAAUCUGGUAUCUACCGGUUCGAAAAUCCGAACGCAGUUUUCAUCGAUCCGGUUCGCGCCCUGAACCGCUCUUACACCAGGUUUAGGGUUUCCCCGUCUGCGUACUAUCCUCGUUUCUUCGAAUCCAAACAAGAAUCCAGGGUUUCAUCUUCUACUUCUAGAAAGCGAAAGCGGAAGGAGAAGAAGCCUCAGGCUCUCAACGACAGAGAAAAAGUCGCCGAACGAAGACACCAGGAAGCGAGGCCUUUCUUGCUGAAGGCACAUGAAUGUUUGCUGAGAGCCACUGAUCUUUUGGAGGUUAUGAGCAAUCUGCGGAGAGAUUUUGAUUCUUCGAGAGAAUGCGGGGACCUGUCAUUGCCAGAUGUUCCACAACAAUCUUUUAUUGAACUGGGACGGGUCUGGCAGACCCCUCUGUAUGAAAUUACUCUUAAUUUCCAUCAACAUGAGAAGCUGAAUGCUGAUGGAGGUUCACUAAUCAUGCAAAACAGUGAAGAAAGUGUGCUCCCUGUAUUUAAUAAUUUGGUUCUCAAUGAGACUGGUAAUGAUGUGGAGGCUGAAUUUUUGAACAGUCCAUAUGUAAUGCCACGAGAGAGUUGCUUCUACAUGUCUGAUAUCGGGCAGAUUCACAACCUGAUUCCUGCCGAGCCUGGUCGUGGAUUCAAUCUUAUUGUGGUAGAUCCACCAUGGGAAAAUGGGAGUGCCCAUCAGAAGUCAAGGUACCCAACUUUGCCCAACCGUUAUUUCUUAUCUCUUCCUAUCAAGCAACUUUCUCACACAGAUGGAGCACUUGUGGCAUUGUGGGUGACCAAUAGGGAGAAAUUGCGUGGUUUCGUUGAGAAAGAGCUGUUUCCUACAUGGGGAGUCAGAUAUGUGGCCACUUUUUAUUGGUUGAAGGUGAAAGCUGAUGGCUCGAUGAUUAAUGAUCUAGACCUCUUUCAUCAUAGGCCAUAUGAAUGCCUUAUGUUGGGCUAUUGUCACAGGGAGCCUGUGGAUUCUGAAUGCCUGCCAAAAUUCAAACCUGUACAAGAUGGUCAGAUUAUUGUUAGCAUCCCUGGAGAUUACUCAAGGAAGCCCCCAGUUGGAGGGUUGCUUCUGGAGUAUGUUCCAGGGUUCAAGCCCACUCGAUGUUUAGAACUAUUUGCUAGAGAAAUGAAUUCUGGAUGGACUUCUUGGGGUAAUGAACCCCUUCGCUUUCAAGAGUUGAGAUAUUUUAUCAAGGAUAGAUGAAUGGUACGUCGUAUUGGGGGGGCAGGGGGGGACCUCAAACUAGCAUAGUUCCUUUAGAACGAUUAACAAAUUAGGAACUAGUUGAUUAUCUUAUUUAAUUUGUCAUUAUUUGGUUUAUUUCUGAUGCUGAGAACAGGGCUUGAAUGUCCGUGUCCCCUGGAGAAACUCAUUCUUGUACGAUAUCAAAGCAUCCAUCAUGUCAUAAGAGAUGUCUCCACCUUUAUUUCGUUAUUAGGCAGUAGGCACCAUGUUAUCUUUUCCAAAAAGAGUUCGGUGAUAAGAAAACUCGAAAACAUGAAAGAGCUUUCAACGAACUAUACAAUAAACCAACCACCCUUUUACA
This is a messenger RNA of Corylus avellana, 1656 nucleotides long. Its product is annotated as Methyltransferase MT-A70 family protein. Gene Ontology annotation, molecular function: methyltransferase activity; nucleic acid binding. Gene Ontology annotation, cellular component: nucleus. NCBI's taxonomy places the organism in Eukaryota, Viridiplantae, Streptophyta, Magnoliopsida, Fagales, Betulaceae. The record is from RefSeq and is a predicted model, not a curated record. Gene Ontology annotation, biological process: methylation.